AUGAAAGCAAUAAUAGUGGGUGGAGCGCCGUAUGGAAUAGUGCUGGCAUGUCGGAUCAAGGAGAUCGACAAUACAUCUACCGUGCUUGUUAUUGAAAGAGGGUCUUCGAUAUGCCUGAGCAUGGUCCCAGCUAGCAGCAGGCACCAAGGUGACACAGAGCAGACUUUUGUUGACGAAAGCUACCUACAAGAUCUAGGAAUCGAGAUAAGGAGAUUUUCUGAAAUCCACUCUAUUGAAGCAGAGACGAAGCACGUCCAUCUGCACGACAUUGCAGCAAAUUACUCAUACACAGAGAACUAUGAUGCGUUGAUUCUCUCUUCCAACAUUGAAGCAACCGAUGGGAAUAUUGCUUGGCAUGAGAUCCCUAGAGUGUUCAAGUGUAGAACGCAUGACGACUUGUCAAGCCUUGUCGCUCAGAUGCAGGAACAAUCUCCAUCAAAGGUUAUCGUCAUGGGGGAAAGUUUGCUGUCUUUGCAGAUGGCAGAAGGAUUGUGCGAAGCACACGCAGUCAAAGACCAGGUCGAGAUUCUACACAGCGGCUCAAAGGUCUACGGAAAACUGGACACUGGCAAGUAUAUGGCAGAGAUGCUCCAUAAUCGCAUUCGGCAGAGAGGAGUUGGAAUCACUCUGAAGGAAACGUUGUGCGAGAUCAGGGAAAACAUGGAACAAGUCGAAAUUGUAUCCGAGACAGGCGUGAUCCAUCGUGCUGACUUCGUGAUCUUGUGUAUCGAAUAUCAUCCGGAGACAGAUCUUGCGAGGAAAGCCGGAAUACGCAUCGGCCAGUCUGGUGCAGUUAUGGUUAACGACAGGAUGGAAUCGACGCAGCGAGGCGUGUGGGCUAUGGGAAGAUCAGCAGAGACUUCAGUCGAUAUCUGCAUUACACCACAUGAGCUGGCAUAUUUGCGGCAGGCUCACAUCAUCGCAGACGACCUUUUCCAUCACGAGAACACAAUCACAACUUCUUGCAUGACCGAGAGCUUUCAGAUUCUGGGAGAAGCUGUAGCUGUCACUGGCUUUGAUGAGGAAGAAGCAAGGCAGAAGGGCAUCGCCUAUCAAAAGAUUUACGUGACAGAUUCCGCUUGUAAAUUUCGUAACAUCACUUCGUACUCCCUCAAAGUGCUAUUCAAAGAGGGAGACGGAACAGUUAUUGGUGCUCAGUGCAUCGGGAUAGGAGAUGUUGCUGGCCUUCUUGACACUUUCACCCUUGCCAUUCAGGGCCACCAAACAGUUUUCGACCUUGAGAGCUCCGAGCUGUGCAAGGCCGGAGAACAUCCUAUUAACAGGGUUGGAGCCAUCGGCUCGGACUCGCUCCGGAUGGACUGUCCUCUCAUCUCCUGGGAAAAGGUUCUGAACUUGGACUGUGCUGACAAGACGAGGUCAAAGGUGACGGCAGACUGUAUCUUGAUCGAUGUCAGGGAACAGGAGGGUUACAACCAGUUCCACGUUCCGGGUUCGAUCAAUGUUCCCCUGAGCUCCCUGGACGCGUCUUUGGACCAUAUCAAGCAGAAAUCUCUGGUCUACGUCUACUGCGAGGAUUCGGAGCUUUCUUGUGAAGCGACCUGGACGCUGAGGAGCAGAAACUUCAACAGCUUCAGUGUGAGCGGCGGGUUGUUCAGCUACCACCUGCUCAAAGACUCUCUCCCCCAUAAAGACCUCAUAUUCUUCGGCUGCGAGUGCAACUGCAAGGGGAACUCGAUGAAAGAUGAAAGAGGGGGAGAUUAUGCUGGAGAAGUCACUUUGAAAUCAGAAUGCAGGUUGUAA
Messenger RNA from Guillardia theta CCMP2712, 1761 nucleotides. RefSeq lists its product as hypothetical. The record is from RefSeq and is a predicted model, not a curated record. The coding region runs from base 1 to 1761 and encodes 586 amino acids. Gene Ontology annotation, molecular function: oxidoreductase activity; flavin adenine dinucleotide binding. The transcript is spliced from 3 exons. Lineage: Eukaryota; Cryptophyceae; Pyrenomonadales; Geminigeraceae.